CCGUCCCGCGGAGCCAUGGCGGCAGGCGGCCCCUGAGGCGCCGCCAUGUACUCCGGUGCCGCCGCCGCGGGAUCGCCGCGCCGGGACUUCAUCUCCGUCACUCUCGGCCCGGAGGAGGCGGUCGGGGUCGGUGGCUACAACAACAGCAAGGCCUGGCGGCGGCGCUCCUGCUGGCGGAAAUGGAAGCAGCUGUCCCGACUCCAGCGGAGUGUCAUUCUCUUCCUGUUUGCAUUCUUGGCAGUGUGUGGAGCAAUUUCGUACACAAGCAUGGGGGAAACAUGGAAAAGUAUCACAAACAAAUCGUUGGAUGAUCAGAGAACAGAACAACAAAUUCCUAGAUUGAAACUGGCAAAUCCAGUUGUUCUACCAGCACCCCAGAAAGCAGAUGCCAACCAUGGAGACUACCCUGAGCUUUCACUGCAGAAACCACCGAAACCGCCUCAUGUUCGUCGUGGUCCUUCUAAUCUUCAGAUCAAGGCACCACGGAGAGACACGAGGCUGAAGACCCGACAUGAUACCAUGAGGGCUGUAGAAGAGCUGGUCGAAGCGCAUAAAGUAGAGAAAACAGAGAAAUCCAUUAUCAGCUGGAGAGGAGCAGUGAUAGAACCUGACCAAAGCACUGAACCGCCAUCCAGUAAAAUAACGGAACCAGAAAAGCCUUCAUCUGUGGAAGCUGAAGACCAGAAAGAACCAGUGCCCAUCAAUGAACGGCAGCUGGCUGUGAUUGAAGCCUUCCGCCAUGCCUGGAAAGGUUACAAGGAUUUUGCCUGGGGUCAUGAUGAGCUGAAGCCUUUGUCCAAGUCAUACAGUGAGUGGUUUGGACUUGGGCUUACCUUAAUUGAUGCCUUGGAUACCAUGUGGAUUUUAGGCUUAAAAGAAGAGUUUGACGAAGCAAGAAAAUGGGUAGCAAAUGAUUUAGUAUUUGAUAAAAAUGUGGAUGUAAACCUAUUUGAGAGCACUAUCCGUAUCCUGGGUGGCUUGCUGAGCACCUACCACCUUUCUGGAGAUAGCCUUUUCCUGGAAAAAGCUAAAGACAUUGGAAACAGGCUUAUGCCAGCAUUCAAGACCCCCUCCAAGAUACCAUAUUCUGAUGUCAACAUUGGUCGGGGCACCGCACAUCCCCCUCGCUGGACAUCUGACAGCACCGUGGCGGAGGUGACCAGCAUUCAGUUGGAGUUCAGGGAGCUCUCUCGUCUGACUGGAGAUGAGAAAUUCCGGAAAGCUGUAGAUGAGGUGAUGAAGCAUGUUCACAUCCUCUCAGGGAAAAAUGAUGGCCUAGUGCCUAUGUUCAUCAACACCAACAGUGGGCAGUUCACCCACCUGGGAGUAUACACUCUGGGAGCCAGAGCUGACAGCUACUACGAGUAUCUGCUCAAGCAAUGGAUUCAGGGUGGAAAGAAAGAAAAUGAGCUGUUGGAAGACUAUGUGAGAGCCAUAGAAGGAGUGAAAAAACAUCUUCUUCAGAGAUCGGAACCCAAGAAGCUUACUUUUGUAGGAGAGCUUGCUCAUGGCCAUUUCAGUGCCAAGAUGGAUCACUUGGUUUGCUUCUUGCCAGGUACUUUAGCACUGGGAGCUCACAAUGGACUGGCUGCUGAUCAUAUGAAAUUGGCUGAAACUCUUAUAGAAACCUGCUACCAGAUGUAUGCUCAAGUAGAGACAGGCCUGAGCCCAGAGAUCGUACACUUCAACCUUCAUGCACAGAAGGGCCACAAGGAUGUAGAAAUCAAGCCUGCAGACAGGCACAAUUUGUUGCGACCAGAAACUGUGGAAAGCCUUUUUUAUAUGUACAGAUUCACUGGUGAUAAGAAAUACCAAGAUUGGGGCUGGGAAAUCUUGCAGAAUUUCAACAGAUACACCAGGGUUCCUACAGGUGGUUAUACUUCCAUUAACAACGUUCAGAAUCCCAGUAAUCCAGAGCCACGGGAUAAAAUGGAGAGCUUCUUCCUUGGGGAAACACUCAAAUACAUGUUUCUGCUGUUCUCAGAUGACAUAGACCUAAUCAACCUUGACAGAUACAUCUUUAACACAGAGGCUCAUCCGCUCCCUAUCUGGGUACCAGCAUAGCCUCUGCAUCAGUGGAUCUUCCAGUGGUGGCAUUUUUAUCUUCAAGUCACUUUACUUUUCAGGGUUUGAGGAGACAUGCUAUAAUGCACCUUUUUUGACUUCAAACACAGACAAAAGCUUGGGAAAAGCAUUUCUGGUUUGAAGAAAUCAUGUCAGUCUUAAAUCUAAUCUCUGGUUCUGGGAUGGGCAAAGCUGUGCCAUAUGAAGCUGGUUUCCCUGGUACUGGUGAUGAGGUUCAGCAGGUAAUUGUAGUGUGGACCAUGACAUUCUCGGGGCUCUGAUGACCCACUUAACUGAUGAUUCACUUAUGUCAGUGUUACUAAAUGCUCAUUAAUUAUUGGGAAUGCAGCGAAUUGGCUUAGGGCACAGCGUUGUUCCUGGAGAGCAGGAAUAAGCCUCCAGUUUUGUGGUUUAUUCUGGAUUCACUGAAACACUGGAUUACAGAGCCAUUCCUUUGUCAGACUGACAGUGGUUCAGAUGCAAAGUGGAAUAAACAAAGAGCUGUAGUGCUAUCCCAGGGAGAAGCUGUCAGUAUUGCUGCUGGUACUCUGAUCUCAUUCCAAACUCCCAAGAUAUGCUGCAUCAUGGUAGAAGAGGCAGCAGAGCAUCUGUUGUAUAGUGUCUUAGUUUUGUAGAGUACUUGGAAUGGUAUUCAAGUUGUGGCUGAAAUGAAUGGUGAAAGAGAAUUUGCUGCUGGUUUAGCUCAAAGUGGUAUAUAAUUUUGUAGAAGUAUUGCAGUUUUUUUAACUUCCCUGCAGGAAAGCAGGAGAUAAUGUGAAAUGCAAGUUAAACUACACGUGCAUUUUAUAUCUUAUUUGCAUCAGUUAGACUCAGGUAUUCUGACUGAAAGCUGCUUUCAGCUUUUCAGAGGUUGGACACUGGGAAAGCUUGUGAGCAUACUAGGUAUCAGCCUUCUUCCAUCGCUUCCUGUUCAGAUAUCACCUCAUGGGUUUUUGUUGACUCAAAACAAGCUUACAGCUGUACAGCAAAGUUCUUGUUAUUCAUAAUUUCUUGGACCAUGGAGAAAUUAUCUUUUUUUUUCCUUAGGAGUACAGAGGGUAUUUUCAGCAGUAGUGUUAAAAGCAGACAGACUACAGCAGUUCUAGGCCCCAGUAGAAUUGGAGAAAUUAAUUUCAGUUACUUGAAGACAAAGUAGACCCAGGUUUUUUAAGAAUCUUACAGGAGCCCUGUGAUCUUCCAUUUUUAUAUGUGCACACAUACAGAUUUUAAGCCAUGAAUUUGGAAAUGAGCUUUCUAGAGUGCUUUUCCUUUUGGAUUUGGACAGUCCUGUAUUCAUGGAUAAGAUCUCAGAAAUGUGAUUAUUCAUAUUUCCAGAAGAGGGUGGUCUCACUGAAAGUCUCUUUCCCCCAUGGCAGUGGGUGUCAUUUAGUGGGGACUGGGGCAGGGCCAGUCCCCACUAAAUCCAGGGGUCCCUGGCCAUUAGUAGAGCUGACUGAAUUUGACUCUAAUAGUUCAUUUUCCAGUGGCUGAGAGAGGUAUUUUAUAGUAAUUGUAACCUUUGAUUUGUAAAGUAAGAUGUAUCUUUAUUUGUUUUAUGCUGAUCCAUUCUGUUUGCUGGAGUUACAAGUUACUCUUGGGACCACUAUUUAAGUCUUUUAUAUAAUACUUAUCAUUCCAUGUACUAAUGGAAAUGGAGAAAUUUUAGGAAUUAUUUAAAUGCACAUUCUUCUGUCAUUAGAGGGACCCUGUCCUGGGAUUGACAGGACAUAACUAGUUAGUGCAGAACGUUAAUGUUCCUCCUGUUCACAUGCCAGCAGUAACUCUGAGAACAAGCUUCUCACUUAUAAGUGCAGUGGAAUCCUGUCACUAUGGCCUUUGGCUACACAACCAGUUUCCUGCCAAGGCUUCUGUUUUCUUUGGCACAACAACAAAUGAGGAUAGUGCAGCAGAAAUGCGGAAGGAAGCACCUUCAGUUUUUUUGUUCAUGAAGCAGGUUUGUGCCGCUGAGGAGCUGAGUUUUGGCUAAAAGCUAAAGGCUUAAAAUUGGAGACUAAAGAAAAAAAUUAAAAAUUUAAAUUCCGUGACACUACCCAGGUCCUGCUGACCUGUGUUGCUUUGGCCGUGUGCCUUUGAACAAAGCGAAUUUUGAACCUUUAAUUAUGACUGUGCUAUGGAUUGUAAAAUUUCCAGGGAGCUGCCUGACUGAGGCAACAGAGAUUUCUUAGAAAAUGGAAUACAUAUAAAUACUUACCAAAAAUCUUCUGGUUUUGAAGUUGUACACAAGUCGUAAUGUAAUCGAUUCUACAAAGGGGACUAUGGGAGUCUUAUGUGAUACUUUUUUUGCCUUAUGAUUGGCUUGAGAGUAAUAUUUAAUUUCCUAAUGAGUUGAAGGAGAGAAGAAUAAACUGUCACUUUCCCAAACAUUCUUGUCUUUUAGCUGAGGUUAUUGGUCCAGCUGAUUUCUAUCUAGUUCCUCUUGGGACGUGCAGUCUCCUCAAAAUGUGGCUUUACUGUCCUCAGCCUCUAAACCUGAGGUUCAGAUUGUUAGCUCUCACUCCCUUUGAGAACAAACAUUUGUUUCAGACAUCUAUAUCACGUGUGAAAUGGCACAAACUAAAUAAUCUCAACAAAGCUCAUCUGUUCUUCCUGUUCUUCUGCAGAGGUCAUUUUAAUUGCUUGUUUAUUUUAACUUUCUUAACAAACUGGUCAGAUCAGUCUCUGAGCUCCACAGCCUAUGUCUGUUCCAUAAUGUGCUCCUCCAGUGCAACUGAAGCUCAAUUUGUGGAUCCUUGUUCCAAAGCUUGAAAUGCUGGGUCUGUAAUCCACUUUGGUGUUUCUACAUGCUAGGACAUUUUUGGCUUAAGUGGAGUGUUGUGGGAAGGCCACCACUGAGCCAGGGAUUAUGUCCUUCACAAUAGAAAGCCUUGGCUUUCACUGAGAAACAGAGCUGGGCACGGGCAGAGCCACAGAGAACUGCAGGGCUGUGUACUUGGGAGUCUCACACUUGGGGCUUUGAGCAACGUUCAGGAAAUACUGACCUGUAUGCUCAAAAAAAAUUCAGCAGAUGGAUGGGGCACAGUUACCAUCUAAUCCCUUGAAAGCUGAAUUCUCAUUACAGGUCUUCAGAAACUGGCAGUUUUGCAAGGUCCCUGGUGUUGGUUGACAGGAUCCUUGUGAUUUGCAAGACUUCCAUUUAACAGGAUUUUCAGCAUUCCAUGCCAAGCUCGGGUACAGCUCUGUUUACUCCUCCAAAGAAUACACCUUGUUUCCUGGUUCCAUGCGAGCGUGAUGUUGGCAGUGAUGACAGAUGAAGACAGGAAAAGUUUUUGCAAUAACACAUUUAGUUUUGUGAAUUUUUCCUGUGCUUCAGAACUUGCCUCUUAGAAAUAGCCCUGCAAGAGAAUUCAGCUCCUGACUGCCAGUGCCACACUCAGUAUAAUUAACAGGAUCAGUAAAACUGACAUGAUGGGGUAGCUCCAUGAAGCUUGUUGCUUCAAGAGAAGGGGUUAAGAUUUUUCUGACUUUGGAUUUGGGAAGAAAGACUUGGGGUUUUUUUGUUCUCUGAAGUUCUGCUGGAGAUUGCUGUCCAAAGCUGGAAGCCUCUGUGUCCACUGGAGCCCAACGCUGAGUUCCUGUUCUGUACAAUGUUCCCACCUUGGCUGCAUUCAUUGUGUCAGUAAACGAUGAUAGAACAAAUGAGCCUUUGUUCAACAACCUCACUGUUGCGGACCUUAAGCGCAGGGCCUACACCCAUGGUUUGGUCUGGGUCACUCACUGCUUAUAUGCCAUUUUCCUUGUGUGGCCCUGAAGUUCAAGCCGGGAGCAGCAUUCCCAUGAUGCUCAAGAGUGGUGCUUUGGGGCUCUUCCCUUCAGCUCAGACAGCACUGCACAACAGGGUUUUCUUUUUACCUCCCAUGCUUGCUUGCCAAAGGAUUCAAAACAUUAUCGAUGUUGAUGGCACUGGCUUCAGGCUUCUGCCGUGAUUUCUUUUAUGGCAUUGCUCAUCUGUGCUGGAUGUCCAUGUGUAUUAUCUCUUCACCAUAGUGUCUGAAAGCAUUUAGUUUAUCCUUCUGUAUCAAUCAAACUGUGUGUAUUCCUUUGGAAUAAGAACUAUGUGUAAGAGGAAAAUAAGGGCUCAGUAUAGUCCAAGAGAAGGGGAUUAAAAAACUUGUCCUUCUGGAAGGUCAGCAGACACCCAGGCCUCCUUUCUUUUCAAAGCACAAACCCAGCCCUGGUGACUGGGACAACUUGGAGUGACUUCCUGAAACACUUGCCCUUGAACCUGGCUGUGGUACCUGCUUACAGGUGUGAAGGGUGCUGUUUCAAGGGAAAUAAAAGCAGGAUGCAAUCCUUGCUCUCUCCUUUUUUUCCCUAAUGUGUUAAUCCUGAAUAAUGGCUGGGGUAUAGCAAAUCUGAAUUGAGAAAAGUUGUGGGCUCUGAGCCCAACAGAGGAUGACCACUUCAGUAAGGCUUGAUAUAGCAGCAGUAAAGCCAAAGCCUGAUUUGAGCAGGAACAAAAAGAACAGUGGCAGCUCUAAGCAGAACCCAUGGAGGUUUUCAUCAGCAUCAACAGAGAGGAUUCAGGUCAAGGAUGUGGUGCCACUGGCAGUCUUAGCACAACUUUUGUAGGGACUGGAGUUUGAUUAAUUUGGUCUUCCAAGUCAUCCUUCAUUUACAUGUAUCUGAAAUAGCUGGUCAGCGGAUCCAUCUGUUCCUGCUCUCCUCAGCAUCCCUGGCUGGAGGGACCAGAAGCUUUGGUCUUUUGUUAAGAACAGGGCAGAGGCGGAUGAAACAGAUCUCGGCACACAAAUAUUGUGAAACACCAGCAAUGGCUCUGGGAACCAGUCCUGGGCCCGGCAGUGCAGACAAUGACACCAAGCACCACUGUGACUGUGCUGCACAAACAGUGAAAACCUUUGGGAACUCAGGAAACCUCUUCACUCACUCAUCACUGUAAAGUAACAUCAACUGAGGCAGCCAGUUAUCAGGAAUUAGUAUUUCCGCAGUUAUGCUAGUAAUUAUUGGUGCUUAGUCAGUCUAGUAGCACCUGUUCAUGUGUGAAGAUUCACCUGGGAAGGUGAGAAGGAACCUUUUUGUAUCUUCUUUGGUUAUACUACCAAGCCAUGAAAUUAUAUCACACCCUUUAAUAAACUUUUAUAUCACAGACUUUAA
This is a messenger RNA of Vidua macroura (Pin-tailed whydah), 7197 nucleotides long. RefSeq names its product mannosidase alpha class 1B member 1 (gene MAN1B1). Gene Ontology annotation, biological process: N-glycan processing; carbohydrate metabolic process. The record is from RefSeq and is a predicted model, not a curated record. The transcript has 13 exons. Gene Ontology annotation, molecular function: mannosyl-oligosaccharide 1,2-alpha-mannosidase activity; calcium ion binding. NCBI's taxonomy places the organism in Eukaryota, Metazoa, Chordata, Aves, Passeriformes, Viduidae. Gene Ontology annotation, cellular component: membrane; endoplasmic reticulum. The coding region runs from base 46 to 2064 and encodes 672 amino acids.